CACGAAAGACAAUAAAAAUGGAGUUCCUAUGACAAUAUCCAUCACUCCUACGUGUCUACUGCAGCAUUUCGACUCAACACUGUACUGCUCUGACAUCGGCAGCACAAUUUUGAACACUGAAAUGAAAAGCAUGGCCUCCAUUAUUACAAAUAAAAGGCGCCUGAGUACGUGCGGGCAGCCCCUGCCCGCUCCCCAAAGCUAAAAGGAGGCCUCACUUUUGUCUCAAAUUUGGUCUCUUUCACAUUCUUGGGAGGGUCCGGUUCUGAUGCGUGAGCCGCACGUGGCCCGCAUCCGCGUCCGCCCUGACCGGGCGGCUUCACGGGCAAAAGCAAAGUGAGAAGUUGCAUCAGCAAAGCCCCAGCCUUGCCUGCUUUUUCUUCAACAUACACACACCGACACGUAUUCACCAAGUUUUGGAUUUCGGAGUAUAUAUCAUUAUCAUAUACCUACCCGACGAAUCAUAAUUGCACAAGAAUCAGAGAAUAUGAUGGAGGACGGAGAUAUAUCUGGGGCAAACGAAAACGAAGACGUUGAAUUGGGAGGAAGCAGUAAUAGCGAGCAGGAGAUUAGCAACAGCGACGGUAACAAUGGUAAAGCCCCGGAGAUAUGUCUGGCGACGGCGUCGUCGAUGUUUCCAGGGUUCAGAUUUUCGCCGACGGACCAGGAGCUGAUAUCGUAUUACCUGAAGAAGAAAUUGGAAGGGAUUGACAGCUGCGUGGAGCUCAUCUCGGAAGUUGAGAUUUGGAGGCACGAGCCUUGGGACUUGCCCGCCAAGUCUGUAGUGCAAUCAGAUAACGAGUGGUUCUUCUUUUCGCCCCGUGGAAGGAAGUAUCCAAAUGGAUCGCAGAGUAAGAGAGCUACUGAAUCUGGCUACUGGAAGGCCACAGGUAAAAACCGGAAUGUAAAGUCUGGUCCAAAUGUGAUUGGCACAAAAAGGACACUUGUCUUCCACACUGGUCGUGCACCUGAAGGUCAGAGGACGGAGUGGAUCAUGCAUGAGUAUUGCAGUGAUGAAAAACAACCUCAGUUCAUGCUCUCAAAUUGUUCUCAAGCACUUGCUAUGAAUACUAACCACAAUUGUACUGAGAAAUCUGAGGCGAAUACAUGGAUUUACUUUUGCAUCCCAAUAAGUGUGCAUUUUCAUGUGUUGUGAAGAAAAGCGUUGACACAAACAUUAUACAAGAAUCACUUUUAUCAUUAUUGACUCCAUGGUUGUCUGCCGACUUAGAAAGAAUAAGGAGUUCCACUUGAAUGACACCCCCAGAAUUUUGAAGGAUCAUUCUGCUGCUGAUAAUAUAAAUAAUAAAACCUAUUGUGAACUACAACAUGCUGGAAGUGUGACAGAAGUCACAGAACCAAGUACAGGGGGCAGCUGCUCAAACCCAUGCUCGAGCACUUUCAAUUUCCAAUCACUUAAGCAAAUCGACUAUGGGUUUGAUUAUGAUCAGACCUAUGAAAUCCUUUCAUCCCAUAACCUGAAGGACUAUGACAAUGAAGACGACUGCUUCACGGAUAUACUGAGAGAUGACAUAAUAAAGCUAGAUGAUUCUUCCUUAAGUACACCUCUUGAUUCCCUGUCAGUAAUUACCAACAAGAAUCUUGGACCAGAUAAGCAACAUGCUCAAGGUUUUGAGCCCCGUGUGCUUCCCCCCCAAGGCACUGCAAAUCGAAGAUUAAGACUAAGAAGGGAAAAAGUAUCAUUCCUUGAGGCAUCAUAUCAAGUUAAGAACAUGAAAACACAUGCUGAGGAGAUCUCCAUACCAGAUAAAGAGCAAUCACCAAGAUGUGGUGUGGUUAGACAAAGACUGAAAAAUUUGUUCAUCUAUGCUCUUAUUGUAGUUACCCUUAUCUUACUCUUUCUGUUGCUCUCCUCAUUGGAGGGAUCCCACCUUGUAAAAUGGUUUGGAGAUCAUCUCUGAAGAACACGAGACUUUUGUACUAGACAAUGUCAG
Cuscuta epithymum is the source of this 1952-nucleotide messenger RNA. Lineage: Eukaryota; Viridiplantae; Streptophyta; Magnoliopsida; Solanales; Convolvulaceae. The record is from the annotation of a GenBank genome assembly.